AUGCAUACCGUAAAGAUGAUCCCUUUCGCUCGUGCUUCUGCGCUGUAUUUCCUUGCCAUCGGCUUGGCCGACGGGACGGUGCUACUUUACAGGCAUCCGGACCAGUCGCUGUCUUCCACAACGUCCCUGACUACACUCCCUAAUACACGCAUCAUCCAUGAAUCAUCCCCUGAAUCUAUCACUGGCCUUAGUUUCCGAGAAUUUCCGAGUCCCACUAAUGCCAAUGCUAAGGACAACAACUUGCACCUUUUCAUUGUGACCACGAACUCGGUAUACUUGUACCACGUGUCCGGCAAAGGGAGUAGAGGAUCCAGCGUGUUACUAGACGAUAUUGGAUGUGGACUGGGAUAUGUGGUGAUGGAUUGGCGCGCCGAGAAGAUCGUGCUUGCGAGAGAUGAGGAAGUAUAUGCGUAUGGUUUGCAGGGGAGGGAGCUGCCAUAUGGUUAUGAAGCACGAGUGGCAGGUGGAGAUGGAGAUACGUCGAGGGUGACUGUGUUUGACAUGGAGAAUAAGGCUCUAUACCCACUUGCACUGAGUCUCGCGCAGACACAACACCUUGGCGAGAGCUACGUGAUAUUCACCGUCAGCACGAAAGGAGAUUGGGAUGGCGCGAUGACGUACUAUCUGAAGACGAUAGAUUGGUUGAAACCGAGCUAUGUCGUUAGGAAAUCCAUGGACGCUCAGCGCAUUCACAACCUCGUUACCAAUCUACAAGACCUACAUGCCCUUGGCCUCACAAACGCUGAUCAUAGCACUCUUCUGCUAAAUAACUACAUCAAACUCAGAGACGUUGCACGCUUAGACAGUUUCGUUCAAACAGAGUCUCGACGCUCUGGUGCGGCAGAGUCGAAUGGCGACCUUUCAUUUGACCUGGACUACAUUUGGGAGCAGCCGCGGCGGAAAGCAACCUCACCAGAUAAUCUCCUAGAGGAGACAACGCAGCUUCUUAUUGGGCUUUGCACCGGUUCUGGAUCCUUCACCAUCCCCGAAACAGAGGACACCACUCCACAACAAUCGAGCACAGCAGCAAACCCCCUAUCGUACCUUGCCCUCUCCCGUGCACCCGCACCUGAAGAUACAGUUGAGGAAUCUGAAGCGGACAAAGAGGAGGACGUUACAGAGCCUUAA
Molecule: messenger RNA, 1128 nt
Organism: Suillus plorans
Lineage: Eukaryota; Fungi; Basidiomycota; Agaricomycetes; Boletales; Suillaceae
Exons: 9
Coding region: 1-1128 (375 amino acids)
Biological process (GO): organelle fusion; endosome organization; vacuole organization
Cellular component (GO): HOPS complex; endosome
Molecular function (GO): protein-macromolecule adaptor activity
Source: RefSeq, a predicted model, not a curated record